Helobdella robusta is the source of this 3672-nucleotide messenger RNA. RefSeq lists its product as hypothetical. NCBI's taxonomy places the organism in Eukaryota, Metazoa, Annelida, Clitellata, Rhynchobdellida, Glossiphoniidae. Gene Ontology annotation, biological process: sister chromatid segregation; DNA topological change; resolution of meiotic recombination intermediates. The record is from RefSeq and is a predicted model, not a curated record. Gene Ontology annotation, molecular function: DNA binding; DNA topoisomerase type II (double strand cut, ATP-hydrolyzing) activity; ATP binding. The transcript has 22 exons. The coding region runs from base 1 to 3672 and encodes 1223 amino acids. Gene Ontology annotation, cellular component: nucleus.
AUGCCAACCAACAAACCGAGAAAAUUGUCCAUUGAACGAAUUUACCAGAAGAAGACCCAACUGGAGCACAUCCUCAUCAGACCAGACACUUACAUUGGUUCUAUAGAGAAAACAACCCAGCCAAUGUGGAUUUAUGAUGAAUUGAGUGACUCCAUGGUCUUAAAGGACAUCACGUUUGUUCCUGGCCUGUACAAAAUAUUUGAUGAAAUUUUGGUGAAUGCCGCUGACAACAAGCAAAGAGACCCACAAGGGAUGACCACCAUCAAAGUUGAUAUUGACCCGGAGGAGAACAAGAUUCAGAUCUGGAACAAUGGAAAAGGUAUUCCCGUGGUUGAACAUGCAAAGGAAAAAGUUUUUGUACCAACACUCAUCUUUGGCCAUCUGCUCACAUCCAGCAAUUAUAAUGAUGAUGAGAAGAAAGUGACUGGGGGUAGGAAUGGUUAUGGAGCAAAACUCUGCAAUAUAUUCAGCAAAAAGUUUAUUGUAGAGACACAAUCCAAAGAAUUCAAUAAAACUUUCAAACAGAUGUGGACGGACAACAUGUCGAAGGCUGGUGAAGUGAAAAUUUCUCCAAUAAAAAGUGGCGAAGACUUCACUAGCGUCACCUUCUACCCCGACCUUGAAAAGUUCAGAAUGGAGAAACUCGACAGAGACAUUGUGGAUUUGUUCAAGAGGCGAGCGUACGACAUGGUCGGCAGCACUAGAGGAGUCAAAGUUUUUCUCAAUGGCAAGAAGUUACCGAUUAAAAAUUUCAAAGAUUAUGUUGACUUAUAUAUUAAAGAUAAAAUGGAUGAGAAUGAGCAGCCUAUGAAAGUUGUCUUUGAAUCAGUGAACAAUAGAUGGGAGGUGGCGGUUUGCUCCAGUGACAAAGGCUUCCAACAAGUUUCAUUUGUCAACAGCAUUGCUACUACCAAGGGGGGCAAACAUGUUGACUAUGUGACAGAUGCCAUUGUUUCUAAUCUGAUUGAGAUUGUUAAGAAGAAGGAGAAGAAAACUGGCAUCGCCAUAAAACCAUUCCAAGUAAAGAAUCAUUUGUGGGUGUUUGUGAAUUCACUGAUUGAGAAUCCGACGUUUGACUCGCAAACGAAAGAGAAUAUGACACUGCAGGCCAAAAGUUUUGGCUCCAAGUGUUCACUCUCUGAUAAGUUCUAUGGAGCCGUUAGCAUUCUUGGAAUAAUAGAAGUCAUCCAAACGUGGAUGCGAGCCAAGCAGCAAACCCAACUCAAUCAGAAAUCGGGAACAAAACGUUCAAAAUUGAAAGGAAUUCCAAAGUUAGAUGACGCCAAUGAUGCAGGCACAAAGAAUUCUAUUGACUGCACGCUGAUACUCACCGAAGGAGAUUCAGCCAAGACGUUGGCUGUUGCAGGGUUGGGAGUUGUGGGUAGGGACAGGUUCGGAGUUUUUCCUCUUAAGGGAAAAGUCCUCAAUGUCCGAGAUGCAGUGCACAAGCAGAUAAUGGAGAAUGCUGAGAUAAACAGCAUCAUAAAAAUCAUCGGACUGCAGUAUAAGCAGAAGUAUGAUUCAACUGAUUCACUACAAACACUCAGAUAUGGCAAGCUGAUGAUAAUGACGGAUCAGGAUCAGGACGGCAGCCACAUCAAAGGCCUCCUCAUCAACUUCAUCCACCACAACUGGCCACAGCUCCUGCAACACAAGUUCCUCGAAGAAUUCAUCACUCCUAUCGUCAAAGUGACAAAAAAUAAGCAGGAGAAGUCAUUUUACAGCUUGCCUGAGUUUGAAGAAUGGAAGGCUGCAACUGAGAACUGGCAUACAUGGAGAAUUAAAUAUUACAAAGGUGUUUUGGUACUUUCAACUGCAAGGAAAGCAAAGGAGUACUUCAGUGACAUGAAUCACCAUAGAAUACCUUCCAAAAAUGCCGGCCUCCAAGAUGAUUCUGCCAUCAUCCUGGCGUUCAGUAAGAAAAAGAUUGAAGAAAGGAAGGAGUGGCUGACCAACUGGAUGGAGGAGCGGAAGAGGAGAGCUCAGAUUGGACUGCAGGAGACCUACCUGUACGGCAAAGAUACCAGAUUCAUCUCAUAUAAUGAGUUUGUGAACAAGGAGCUUAUAUUGUACAGUAACAUGGAUAAUGAAAGAUCCAUCCCUUCAUUGGUUGAUGGCUUCAAACCGGGGCAGAGGAAGGUGAUCUUCACUUGUUUGAAGAGGAAUCUCGUGAAAGAGUUGAAGGUAGCUCAGCUGGCCGGCUCCGUGGCCGAAUUGUCAUCAUAUCAUCAUGGCGAGAAUUCAUUGAUGGCAACCAUAAUUGGCUUGGCUCAGAAUUUUGUGGGCAGCAACAAUUUAAAUCUCUUGCUUCCCAUUGGUCAGUUUGGCACCAGGCUUAAUGGAGGCAAGGAUUCUGCUAGUCCACGUUAUAUUUUUACUGCACUAAGCCCACUGGCACGCCACAUGUUCAACGUGCACGAUGACCCACUGCUCAAAUACUUGCAAGACGACACAACAAGGAUCGAACCAGAGUGGUACAUGCCCAUCAUUCCCAUGAUCCUUGUGAAUGGAGCAGAAGGCAUCGGGACUGGAUGGAGUACGAAGAUCCCAAAUUAUGACAUUCGAGAGAUUGUCAACAAUAUCAGGAUGAUGAUUGAUGGUCGUGAACCGUUGCCAAUGAUCCCAUCAUUUAAAAAUUUCCGAGGCACAAUUGAGCAGAUCGACAACACAAAGUGUGUAUCGAAUGGUGAGAUAUCCAUCUUGGACGACAACACCAUUGAAAUCACUGAGCUGCCUGUCAGGGUAUGGACACAAAGUUACAAGGAAUCUGUCCUGGAGCCCAUGCUGCAAGGCUCUGAAAAGAUUCCUGCUGUCAUCCAAGACUAUAAGGAGUAUCACACCGACCUGACGGUUCGAUUUGUCGUGAAGGUGUCGUCGGAAGUGAUGUACAAGGCUCAACAACAAGGCAUGCACAGAUUCUUCAAACUUCAAACAACGUUCUCAACAAACUCGAUGGUCCUGUUCGACGGUGCUGGCUGUAUCAGGAGGUUUGACACUGUGGAAUCUAUCAUGAAGGAGUUUUUUGAGUUGAGGUUGGAGUUCUACAGAAGAAGGAAGGAUUAUUUGGAAGGGAUGUUGGCUGCAGAGUCACUCAAGCUGGACAAUCAAGCCAGAUUCAUUGUGGAGAAGAUUGAUAAGAUCAUCUAUAUUGAGAAUGUGCCAAAGAAAGAUAUAAUAAAGCUGCUGAUCAGUCGAAAAUAUGAUUCCGAUCCUGUUAAGUCGUGGAAGAAAGUUCAAGCUAAACUUCAGGAUAACGAUGGUAGUGAUCAUGCUAAUGAUGACAGCAAGGGGCCAGACUUCAACUACAUUCUCACCAUGCAACUCUGGUGUCUAACCAAGGAACGCAAGGAGGAACUUUUGAAACAGAAGAACAAGAAGGCAGAUGAGUUAUAUGCAUUGAGGAAAAAAUCUCCCACAGACCUCUGGAGAGAUGAUCUUGAUGCUUUUAUUGCUGAGCUGGAUAAAGUGGAACAACAGGAAAAGGAAGAUGAACUUUCUGGGUUGAGCCAUCCAUCAGGGAAGGCAGCAAAGGGCAAGGUCGGUAAGAAGGGGUCAGGCAUGGAGACCCGGCCGUCACCAAGUGGAGUUCGUGUCGUUCCAUCUACUGAUGCACUCAGGAAUAAAUUGGAAGCUGCAAAGAAUGCUGGUGGAGGUAGAAAGAAAAAGGUAUGA